This is a messenger RNA of Asparagus officinalis (garden asparagus), 2107 nucleotides long. RefSeq names its product probable serine incorporator. NCBI's taxonomy places the organism in Eukaryota, Viridiplantae, Streptophyta, Magnoliopsida, Asparagales, Asparagaceae. Gene Ontology annotation, cellular component: membrane. The coding region runs from base 1 to 1872 and encodes 623 amino acids. The transcript is spliced from 9 exons. The record is from RefSeq and is a predicted model, not a curated record.
AUGGCGCCAAAGGUGAAGAGGGUCGUUUCCAGAAAAAGGAAAGAGCUGUCUUCUUCAGGUGCUGCUGAGGUCACCGCGGCUGAAGAUCGAGGGGAAGCGCCGGUUGACGAGGAACAUUCGGCCGAGCCUAUCGCUGAGCCUAUCUUGAUUUUGGACGACGACGAGUCUGAGGGAGCUGAGCCCUGUCUCGAGAUCCCACCCAUCAUGGCGCUCGCUCCAGGCCAAGAGCCUGCUCCCACCGAGUCCUUGUCCUGGCAAGCUCGCAUCGAAGAGUUCGAGAGCGCUAUAGUUGCUAUUAAUGAUGUUGAGGGCAUUGCAAAUGAUGGUCUAGCACUUUCUGUCGCAGGAACAUAUCUAAGAGUACGUGCAUCUAUGUAUCAGCGGAUAGUGCAGAGGGUUCAUAGAGCAUUGAAUCGAACUCAUGAGGAUCUUCAUGAUGGUUGCGAGGUGAUGGCGCAGAAGGAACUUUUAUAUGCUCGCCGACCAAAUAGACGAAGACGAGAUGGACCUUGUACGAAUGACAAUGAAGGUGGACUAUCACAACCACACAUGCAACUGAGCGAGCUCUUGCAAGCUCAAGUCCAUGGAGGACAAUGGCCAUUUGAGCGGUAUCCACAGCUCGAGCAGCCUCCGACGACCUCGAGAUCAGAAGCGAGUGAGUUCGAGAUCGAAUUGAUUCGAUUCGAUGUGGGCGGCGUCUUGCCUGGCUUCGUGCUGCGCGUCGUGCACGUCUUCGCUCUCUCCCUCAUCGUCUCUUGGAUCCUGAGAGAGGUCGCCGCCCCUCUCCUCGAGAAAUUACCAUGGAUAAAUACUUUCUCCGAUACGCCAUCAAAAGAAUGGUUUCAAACCAGUGCAGUUCUCCGCGUGAGUUUAGGAAAUUUCUUGUUCUUUAUGACAUUUGCGCUGAUGAUGAUUGGUGUCAAGGAUCAAAAUGACAGACGGGAUGCAUGGCAUCAUGGUGGAUGGGUUGCUAAAAUUAUUGUAUGGAUAGUGAUCAUUGUUCUCAUGUUUUUCCUUCCAAAUGAGGUCAUAGCUAUAUAUGAAACAUUGUCAAAGUUUGGGUCUGGUUUCUUCUUACUGGUUCAAGUGAUCAUACUACUGGACUUCACACAUACGUGGAAUGAUUCAUGGGUUGAGAAAGAUGAGCAGAAAUGGUAUAUUGCUUUACUUUCAGUAUCAGUAGCAUGCUAUCUCGCAGCAUUCACAUUCUCAGGAGUGCUUUUUAUAUGGUUUAAUCCCUCGGGACAUGAUUGUGGCCUCAAUGUUUUCUUCAUUGUCAUGACUAUGAUUCUUGCGUUUGCAUUUGGAGUUAUUGCACUGCAUCCACAGGUAAACGGCAGCCUUCUGCCUGCUUCUGUGAUCUCUGUUUACUGUGCAUAUCUCUGCUACAGUGGUCUUUCAAGUGAGCCACGAGACUAUGCUUGCAAUGGUCUCCAUAAACAUACCAGACAAGUUUCCACAGGGACACUUAUUCUAGGGAUGCUCACAACCACUCUCUCUGUCGUAUACUCUGCAGUUCGAGCUGGAUCUUCCACAACUUUUCUCUCUCCUCCAUCUUCUCCGAAGUCAGGUUCGACAAAGCCACUGCUUGAAGAAGGCGAACUGGAGUCAGGAAAAGGAGAGAAGAAAGAGACUGAAGCGAGACCAGUUAGUUACUCGUACACCUUCUUCCAUCUUAUAUUUGCACUGGCUAGCAUGUACUCCGCCAUGCUUCUUACUGGAUGGACUAGCUCCAAAUCUGAUAGCUCUGAGCUAAUCGAUGUUGGCUGGACCUCAACCUGGGUGAGGAUUUGCACAGAGUGGGCUACUGCUCUUCUCUAUAUUUGGACCCUCCUGGCUCCCAUUAUAUUACCCGAUCGUGAAUUUUAUUAAGUCUCCUCAGAGCAAUAUGUCUGUAUAUAUAUACACGAUCGUGCUGAUAAUUUGCAUUGUGCAUGUAUAUAACUGAUUCUGUCUUGUGACUAUUCUCUAGGAAGGGGACAGAAGUAUGAAGAAGUUAGUGUAAUAAUACUUAUUGCUGUGUCUACAACGUUAUACACGUGUAAUUGCUGCUACUGAAUGUUCAGAUGUACUCCAUGUAUACUAGAAAUAUGGUAUUUGCAUCUUA